AGCUGGGGGAAGAGGGGGGAGGUCGCAGCGCGGGGUGGGCGGUGUUAUGGUUGCGGUCGGCUCGGCGCGCGGUGCGGCGGCCCUGGUCUCGACGAGCAGGCGCAGGAAGAGGGACGUUCCGAGCUUGCCGUGGGCAAUUUCCGGGUACUGGGAAAAUGGGCGCGGCGACGGAGAUCAGACACGUGGCCUGCAGAGGGGGGAUGGAGGAAGAGGAGAGAGCGGAGGACAGGAGUUGACUGCUGCUGGGAGAGGGGGUGGUGAGGUGUACGGGAAGUGGGGUGUGAGGGAAGGGGUGGCUGGGGCGUGGGAGGGGGAGGAGGGGGCAGAUGGCCAUGACGUCGGGGAGAAGGGACCGACGAUGGGCUAUGGAGGUGUAGGUGUAGGUGAUGCUGAUGGCUAUGACGGUCUGACGAUGGGAGGGGUGGGGUCUAGCAGGAAUGGGGUCUGCGCGCCGCCGCAGCAUGAGAAUGGAGGUCGUAAUUGGCGGGAAGAGGGGGGGCAUAACGGCUGGAAGGGGGGCUGUCGAGAAGAAGAAGAAGAAGAAGAAGAAGAAGAAGAAGAAGAAGGGGGAGGAGGAGAAGAAGAAGAAGAAGAAGAAAAAGAAGAAGAAGAAGAAGAGGAGGGGGAGGAGGAGGAAGAGAGGGAGAGGGAGGAUAGGAAGGGCAAAGGUAGCAGCAGGAGGACUGGCCAAAUGGCACUCAGGAGGAGGAUGCAGGAAGAGAGAGGGUGGCGGCGGAAUCACUUGGGCGCCAGGGUAAUGGACGCUGCGAGUAGACCGGCGCGAGCAGCAGGAACAGGCAGGUGGAGAAAUGGCUGCUUUCCCGCGUGGGGAGCGGAGGCACAUGAUGACGUCAACAAUGAUGAGGUCGGCGGGAGCGAGGAGAAGGAGAAGAAACGGAAGAGGAGGCGGUUGGAUGGUGAGGAAGACGGCGAUGGUGGUGGUGAUGAGGAUGGGCAAGAAGAAGAAGAGAAGGGAGAGGAGGAAGAGAAGCGCGAAGACACGUUCGGCGGGGCGGAGGAAGCGACGGCGCAAGAGGAAGGGGAAGGGGAAGGGGAAGGGGAAGAGGAAGGGGAAGGGGAUGGGGGGGAAAGGGGGCUUGCGCAGAACUGCCCCCCCAAAGAGGAGGAGGAGGAGGAGGGGACGAAGGCGACAGAAGAGAGCGCGGGAAGGGUGACCAAUCAAGAAGCAGGGGGCAAGGGGGGGAGGGGGGGCGGAAGGGGGGCAGGGGGCGGAAGAGGAGGAGGAGGUGCGGGUGUCAAGAAGAGGAAAUUGCCGGCGCAAGCAGAGCCAGGGGUAGAGGCAGGGGUAGAUGCAGAAGAAGCAGCGGCGACGAAGAGGCCGAAGAAGAAGGGUGGAUGGAAAAGAGUAGGGAGAAAAGGGGCGAAGAGGGGCAGUGGAGGGGGUAGAUUGGUUGGGGGAGGAGCGGCGGCCGCUGUGGCAGCAGCGGCAGGAGGAGGAGGAGGAGGAGGAGUAGGGGCUGCACACCCUAAUGCUGAGCCUGGGCAGACCGGGGACAUGGUGGUGUUACGCCCUGCGCCGAAGUAUCUGAUCGAGCCAGAGGAGAAACCUGGAGUCGGGAUCUCCUUCUCCAAAGUACAUAAGGCCUCGCAGAUUCAACUCAGUGGAUCGGGCAUGAAGGCAACGAGUUGGAAAGGGUACAGAAUGGUACGGGCUACUAGAGGGGUCAUAUCUGGGUCGUGGUACUUCGAGAUCAGGGUCGAUCAUUUGGGAGAGACGGGCCAUGCGCGGGUAGGGUGGUGUAAUUUGAAGGCUGACGUGGAAGCGCCAGUCGGAUACGACAAAAAUGGGUAUUCUUAUAGGGAUUUGGAGGGGGUGAAGGUGCACGAGGGGUACAGGACGGAGUACGGGGAAGCAUAUCAGGAAGGGGAUGUGAUUGGCUGCAUGAUCCACUUGCCAAACGGGGAGCAAUACGCGCCCAAGCCUGUGCAAUUGGUGGAGAGGAGGGGUUGCCUUUACGUGAUAGAGACCGAACCAGAGCCGGAAAUGGUGGUCCCAGACAGUAAGAUCAUCUUCUUCAAAAAUGGGGUGUUUCAAGGAGUGGCAUUUGAGAACAUCACUGGUGGGCACUACUUCCCGGCUGCAUCGGUGUUUACUCUUCCCUCACAGACAGAAGGAUGCACUGUGACUCUCAACUGUGGGCCGCGGUUUCAAUGCCCACCCCAGAUACCAGAGCACAUUGUGCAGCCACAGCCAAUGGCAGCCGCCCCCAAAGUACCGCUGACUGUCAGUGAUCCAGGGGAAACGACAGAAAAUCAUUCAGGGGAAGGAAACACAGCAGCAGCAGCAGAUGCAAAUGGUGAGCAGAUUGAGGGAAAUGGGCUAUCAGGUCCUGCAGUGCCAGGGUCUAAUGCAAUGGGGGAGAUGACAAGAGUGCGAGAACCAGCAUCACACGGAGGAACUGGCGGUCAGGAAGGAGUGGAGGUAGGAUCGAAUCGAUGUGUGCGCAAUAGAGAUACCAGGAACGGGGCUGAUGAUGCUGUGCCUUCGAAGUCGGUGAAGAAGAGGCGGCGAUGGACGUGCGACGGCAUGGAUGUAGAAAGCAAGGAAGGAGGAAGAGUGUAUGAGAACGGAAGCGGUCAGGGAGAAGCAGAACGGCAAUCGAAGGGACGAGGUUGUCCUUCCGGAAUUGUGACUGAAGACCUCUUUGCGAGGAGUAGAGGGCUGGCAUCAGGCUGGAAUGGAGGAGAAGUGCAGCCAAAUAACGGGUUCGAGGGCACUGGGUCAGGUCACCCGGGGUCGGGUGGCGGCAAUCCUUUAUGGAAUGAACAACCGAACAUGGAAGUGGGAGAUGUAGGUGAUGAUGGCAGGUCAAAUCUGGCGAAUGUUGGUUCGAUGUGGGCGCCGCCAGUUGUGAAAAAGGAACAUGGAAAUGACAUAAUGAGGCAGCAGGGUAACCUGGACACGUCAAAGGUUUCACAGAUGUGUGUUGUUUCAAGGACUGUGCAAGGCCAGGUGCAUGGAACGGAAAGGGUGAGGGGAGUUAAAAUGGAGGCGGGGGAAUUCCUGGGACAAGUACCCCUACCAUGCGAGGAAAACGGAAUGGGACAGGAAGGUGGGCAGGGAAGAGGGACCCGGGAAGGGAGAGGAAGGGUGUCAGGGAGGGGAAGGGGUAUGCAGAGGGGGCAAGGCAAUCCCGUAGCAUCGAGGACAAGUUUAGCGAGUGGGAGAGGGAGGGGUAAGGGGAGAGGGCAGGCGAGGGGCAGGGGAAAAAGAACUCAUACGGACGUAAUGACAUCGAGAAUGACCUGGGAUAGAGGGACCGGCAGGGGAAAAAUAGUACUGCAAUGCGGCAGAGGGUGGCCAGGCAGUCUGCCGGUCAAUGGGGAGUACAAUGGUUGGGGACCUGCUCAGGCUGAGGCCAACAACGAAGUGGCUCCAAGGCAACAUGGUUGGUGAGCAAACGGGCGGUCGAAUGCCAACAGGCUGCAGGGGAACAACAUUGGGAGAGGGAGGGAAUGACAUCCAAUCCUAUUUCGACUCUGCGAAUGUGUUCCUCUGGGGAAUUAUGUGCUUGGAAGGGGGGCAUAAACUCAGCACCAAGGGGGAUGGAGAGGGCACAAGCUUGGGAAAAGAAUCAGCGCGUGCCGGUCAAAUGCCCCGACCAGAUGGAGCCGAACAGCCUUGGGAGAGAGGGAGAAUGGCAUCCAAUCCUAUUUCGACUCUGCGGAUGUGUUCCUCUGGGGAAUUAUGAGCUUGGAAGGGGGGCAUAAACUCAGCACCUAGGGGGAUGGAGAGGGCAUAAGCUUGGGAAAAGAAUCAGCGCGUGCCGGUCAAAUACCCCGACCAGAUGGAGGCGAACAGCCUUGGGGGGAGAGAGAGGGAAUGGCAUCCAAUCCUAUUUCGACUUUGCGAAUAUCUUUCUCUCUGGGGAAUUUUAUGCUUGGAAGGGGCACAAACUCAGCACCAAGGGGGAUGUAGAGUGCAUACGCUUGGGACACGAAUCAGCGCGUGCCGGUCAAAUGCCCCGACCAGAUGGAAGCGAACAGCCUUGGGAGAGAGAGUGAAUGGCAUCCAAUCCUAUUUCGACUUUGCGAAUAUGUUCCUCUCUGGGGAAUUUUGUGCUUGGAAGGGGCACAAACUCAGCACCAAGGGGGAUGGAGGGGUCAUGAGCUUGGGAAAGGAAUCAGCGCGUGCCGGUCUGAAGGUCAUGGGCCAGGUGGGAGGUGCGGGUGCAUGUCCAGCUCCAGCUGGGUUUUGUGCACAAAAUAAAAGAGUUCGUAGUCCCGUUAGAUCCAAACCUCUCGUUAUUCAAAGUUCAAAUCUUUGUUUAUCUGACUGUACGAGGCUGUAUCAUAGCAUGGAAGGAGACAUUGGAUUCAUCAAGUGAGAGAGAGAGAGAGAGAGAGAGAGAGAGAGAGAGAGAGAGAGAGAGAGAGAGAGAGAGAGAGAGAGAGAGAGAGAGAGAGAGAGUCCAAAUUGAGUGGCCACUGUUUUUUUUUUUUCCCCCCUUUCUGGAAUGCGACGGAACCAAGUGAAUGGGCGUUCCACGGCUUCACUCCGACUUGAAAGAAGAUGGAGGGAAUGACAUUUUUCAUUCGUUCGUAGGGUAAAAUUAUGUAAUAAAUCGUUGGAUCCUAG
This is a messenger RNA of Chara braunii, 4600 nucleotides long. Lineage: Eukaryota; Viridiplantae; Streptophyta; Charophyceae; Charales; Characeae. The record is from the annotation of a GenBank genome assembly.